Messenger RNA from Acanthaster planci (crown-of-thorns starfish), 7018 nucleotides. It is a transcript of the gene eepd1, whose product is annotated as endonuclease/exonuclease/phosphatase family domain containing 1. Gene Ontology annotation, cellular component: plasma membrane. Gene Ontology annotation, molecular function: catalytic activity. The record is from RefSeq and is a predicted model, not a curated record. NCBI's taxonomy places the organism in Eukaryota, Metazoa, Echinodermata, Asteroidea, Valvatida, Acanthasteridae.
GCCCACGCACUUUAUGCCACCCACAUGUCAUCGUCCACAGUUAAGGACGGGGGCUUCACCGAGUUUCGUAAAUUAAAUAAUGUCAUCACGAAUUUAUCCGGGAUGACGCUACCGGUACGUCUCAUUUUAUCAUAAUGUGCUGGCAUUGAUUUCCUGUCGGACCUGGUGUUGUGUCUAUCACUGCGUCUGCCAUGGGGCUCGUCAGCAGUUGCUGCGGCCGGCGUCCCAACAAGAGGCGCCUGCACAGUCCCAAUGAGAGGGUAGCCUACAAGAAGGGCAAGCAAGGGGUCAGCGCCUCCUACAAUGCCCAGGAGUUUGACAUGACAUUCAACUUGAUGAAUAUCAACGAGGCCACAGAGGAGGAGCUGAUGACCUUGCACGGGGUGACGCGAAACAUCGCCAGGAACAUCAUCUCAUACCGGCACCACAUCGGGGGCUUCAGGAAACCGGAAGAUCUGGUGCUAGUGUCGGGCGUCGGCGCCACCAAACUGGAAGCCUUUCGGACAGAAGUCUACUGCGGCCCUUAUGCCGUCACCUCCCACUUCGACAAAGUCCCAAGUCGAACUUCCUACCACCGGGUCAACUCAAAGGUCUCCUUUGAGAAUAAAGUCAACGUGAACACAGCCUCAGUCCCUGUGCUGGCCAAGGUGCCGAACGUGGGCCAGGAGUUUGCUGAGGUCAUCGUGCAGCACCGUGAAGAGCAUGGGCCCUUCCAGUACCUGACGGACGUGGGCAAGAUCCCCCAGGUGGGCGCGUACCGGUUUGAGCUAAUGCGCAACCACCUGCUGAUUGGUGAGAGUUCGGAGAGCACCGUGUCCACGCCCUCCUUCCUAGAAAUGCGCAAGCUGCUGCACUCGGAGGAGGCGGAGGAUGCUGGCGAGGCACCGCUGUCGACUGCCAUGGUCUCCCUUAACAAGACGCUUGCCACCCAGGCAACGCAGACCGACCAGAUCUUCUUGCCGCUGAUCAUGACAUCAGCGGAGGCCUGGGCUCGGCCAGUAGUUGACCUGCCAUCAGCUGAGGCCGCUAACAGGAGGAGCAAGGUCAGAAUAGGUACCUGGAACCUCCAGCAAUUCAGCAAGGAGAAGGCUGAAAACCUUGGUGUGAAAGAAGUCGUUUGUAUGACCAUAUUGGAAAACAGGUUGAGUGUGGUGGCCUUUCAGGAGAUUGCCAACCGAGAUGCCUUAGCUGUGAUAUGUGCCGAGUUGAAUGACCCAACGUUGGCCGUUGUCCGCAACUGGCCGAGCCCACGGGGCGUCUGGAAAUGUGUGACCUCAGAAUCAUCAGGGAGGAUGUUCCAGGGUGUGGAGUAUAACGGUUUCCUGUGGAACACGUCAGACGGUGUGACCCUCUCGGAGUGUGCGCUCUUGCGGGCUCCGAAGAGACGAGGUACCAACGGCAAACAUUUUGCCCGCAUGCCCUUCCUGGGCUACUUUAAGCUGCGGGAACUGGACGUGGUCCUCAUUUCGGUUCACCUGAAAUUCCCUGGGUUGAAUAACAGCUCCAAAGGCAAACUAGAGGAAGAAAUUAACCAAUUAUCACUUCUGAGUAAUGCCAUAGAAGAACAACUUCCAGACGAGAAUGACAUCCUGAUCGUGGGUGACUUCAAUAGCGCCCCCUCUGCUCCGGACUUCAAGGCACUGAGAAAGGCCAGCUUCAGCCAUGCCAUCGCCGACGACCACUUCACCAACAUCAGUAUCAAGAACCCAGAGGGCUCUCACUGCUGUGACAACGUGUGGUUCAGCCGAAGCCUGGACAAGAUCCACACCGGUAAGUCGCAUGUUGUGAGAGAAGGUCUGACACACCCCCUGAUACCGGACAACUGGUCCUGGGGUGGGGUGGUGUCAAAUCACUGCCCCGUGUGGGUGGAGUUUUACUCGGACCAGGACCUGGACGAGGGCGGCUCCGGCAUCUUGGCCCAGCUGUCCAAGAAGCGUGCCGGUGUCUUUGGUCUUGCUGGCUCGAUGUUGACAUAUCUGCAACAGUCUCUGAGCUUACUUGACCAAGGGUAAUGUGAUGCUCAGAAAUCUGAGCGUCAUUUCUGUUAUGGUAAGCAGGUAAUGGCUGUGACUAAGGCAAGGCUCCACAGAAAUGGCUUACAUUGCUGAUAUGUAUGUGUGCAGGCUAGCCGUUGAGACUUCAAGCCAUCAGUAAUGCCGUAGUCAGUUUAUGGCCCAUAUGCAUGAAGACCAAAGACAUGCGUGCCAAAGUUGGACAUGAUUUGACUGUAGUGUGGUCACAAGUCUUCACAAGCCAUUCCGACUGUCAAAGUUACCAACUAUGACAACAUGGCAUUCCUCUGCCAUUGUUUGUUCCCAUCACUAGCGACCCAACGUGUGCAUUGACAUCUGAACAGACUUGUAAUUUGACCUCCAGUAGAUGUCGUUGCAACAUUGCUGUUUGACUGCAAUAUUGCAGCGCCUUCAUACAUGUACAUGAUUCCCCCCCCCAAAAAAAAACAAUUCAAAAGGCUUGCAUUGUGACAAUUUCAUCAAGUACAUUGUACAUGUACAUCAAUACAAGAUCACAAACUUUCAUUCAGCCAGUUUGGUAUUUCAAACAGCCAAAGUCCUUUAGGAAUGAAGUGGUCGUGUGAGUCAGCGUAUGGCUGUGCUGAUAGGACGGACUAUUGCUCGUGUGUGUAGCUGUUCCUGAAUAGCACAUGCUCCUCACACUGAGCAUGCGCUCUUGGUAUACCAAAUUAGUCCAUUAUAAAAUUGGGUUUUUAUCUGCAUUUACCUGUGCAGCAGGACUGAGGCUCUGUCACCUGCUGCAAAAAAAAUCUAGCAAUCACACUGGAAUUUUUUUUUCUUCACACUCGCAUAUAGUUGGGCGUAGGCUAAGACAAUUGUACAUGUAUUUGCAAAAUGUGAUGGUCGAAAAACUGCUGUUCACAGUUAACGAACCUGUAACACUUGUACAUGUAUGUAGGUGCUAAAUGUACGUACUUCCUGCAUUGCCUAGAAGUUGUCUCACAGCUGCAAGUUGGAGUGAAAUUAUACAUCAUCUAUAUUGCCUCGAUACUUUUGCUUUUUCAACAAAACCCUAAAGUCACUGUACUACCACCUAAAGCUAUAUGGAACACUGGUACCGGUGGGUACAGACCUUAUUGAAAUGCCAAAGUGUAAACAAACAACAGAACAGGAAAGGGCGGAAAAAGAGCUUGAAAGUUUCUGGAAAGUUUCUGGAAGCCAAGUUGGGACAAACUUGUGCUGAUUACACUUCCUUUCAAGUCACACCUCUUAAAACUGCGUGAAAGAUUAGUCAUUGAAACAAGCUAUUGAUGUAUACGAGAAGAGGCACUGCAUGGCAGGAUUCUAGGAAUAUGUUUGGUAGUUCAGUGACUAAAGGGUCAAUAGUUCAUGUUUUGUGCUGAGACAAGCAAGAGUGUAUAAAAGCUUGCCCCUUUAAGGAAACAACUCAUUUUGCAAAUUGCAAAGAUGCCAUAUUCGCACUGCUGUUUGUGUCAUGCACCUAAAAGGUCAGAGCACACUUUGUGCAAAUGUGAAGUGAAUUUGAUGUCGCAGCACUCUGGCAAUGCAAACAUUAGCUGUGAUGAUGAAAAUUCAUAUUUGCUUUUGCGUGGAGAUUAAACUGUGUUACUGUAGUGCAGAAUUUGGACUGUAUGAUAUAUGGACUCACUGACCGUAUUGAGCAUGACCACUAGGGUAUAGAAGUCCAUCUUUUGUGGGAGUCUAAAUUUCAUAGGAAACCAGCCUUCAAGUACAUGUAGUUAGGUAACUGCUUUGCGUUGAAAUAGCAAGUACCAGCAUAUUGCCUUGCUGAUGUGGUUGUAUUUCUUUCAAUGUGAAUGUUAAAAUGGUCCAGUUGUAGGCCAAUAAUGGUAAGCUGGUUUGGUGCUGAUAAAACGUUCUGUUGCAGAAAAGAGGCGAAUAUGACUGGCAACUUGAUGAGCAUUUUUUGGGGUCAUGCAAACUUUUUGUGCAAAAGCCAGGAAUUUGUGCACAUAUUCCUUCAUCAAAAAUGCCAUGCCAAGUGCCCAUAAAGAUCAGGCCUUAGUGCUUCCUUACACAGGUGGGCAGCCACAGACUUCCGCACAGUAAGAAGCAAUCAACCACAGCGGUAUCCUUUGGGACUGUCUGUGCCGAGAGUGGACAAAUUGUGUAAUAGAGGGUUUGCAUGGCUGCCAUCUUGCAGGCGAGUGCUUUUGUUCCACAGGAUAUGCACAGAGGAGGUUUCCUCCAUGGAACAAAACAACUGCCCUGCAAGAUGGCUUCCACGCAAAGCCUCUACAGGGAGAUAAACCACUGUCUAGAAACUGAACCCCGAGUGAGUUGUCAAAGAUCUGCGUGUGUUCUGGCCAAUCAGUGGUCUCGUUGCUCAUGGCAUCACACUCUGACUGGCAUGGUUGAGCUCUUCCUCAUCGUACUUUCGAUUCUUACAGUGCCACGCCGCUGUGAUAGUGGAAAGUCUUUAAUAAUACAUGCAUUGAUUUGUAUUAGCCUCUUAGGUAGGGCACAGUAGGAGGGUACUAUAGGAUUUGGGCAAAAUCUUGUGUGUUCACUCCAAAUUUACCCCCUACUGUGUCUACCAUGUUUCAGAGAAGGCUGAUACAGAUCAGGGUUUCUGCCUUGUCCCACAGCGUACCAUUUUUGGGAAUAACUGGACUGCCAGCUUGUUUUUCAGAAUCACCACCAUUAUAGUGUGGAUGCAUCCUGUGUACAUGAAAGCCACCGGUAGCUGUAGAGUAGGGUCUUGGGCUGAGCUUUUGUACAUGUACAUCCAAGAUAAACUGCAGGCAGUUUAUCUACCAGCCUUUCUGCAUAUUUACCAUGGUUCAGGCUGUAAAUUAUUGGUUUACUAUCGCAAUCUGAUUAUUGCAAUAGUAAUGCAGUUUUUUUUUCAUUACUUUUGAUAUACGCUAGAAUGACAUGUGCAUUGUGAAUAAUUUUUGUUUGAAUCAUAAGCCAUUUUGACUAUAUUAUUACUUUUUGUUUUGUUUCAUAAAAGCUGCAAUAAGGAAGUAAUUAGAGUACAGAAGCAGAUAACUGUAUAAUUGAAAAAGAUAACUUAAAACCUAUCAAUUCUACAAAUACAUGUAGAGAGAAAAAUAGUUGACAGAAGCACGACAUGGAUUUUGUAAUUUUGAAAUUUAAACAAAGGAGAAUGGAGAUAGUGUGCCUAUCAGCUCUGAUAUAGAUCUGAUCUGAUCUUUUGUCACCUUUUAUAAUCAGUAUUGUAGUCAAGACUUCGUCAGACUUUGCUUGACCAACAUGUCAUCCCAUCUUAAGCCGGGGCACAAGCUAUUCACGUGAAGUGUGACAAAAGUAUUCCUUUGUAGGUGCUCACCGUUACUUGUGACUGGUCUUUUGUCAGGUCUUGUGCCUGGUCUUGCAACGGUAUUGACAGCACACUGUAUGAUAAAGUUAAGUAAAGGUACAGACUAUCAUUUGCAGUUACUCAAAAGGUACAUGUACAACUGACACAAUAACUAUUGAAAAGCAUACUCGGUUUAAAGAUGGUUAUGGGAAAUCAUUCCCUGUGAAAUAACUCUUUCUAGCAAAUUGCCGUCAGUAGUUGGUUUUAAUUUGGCAAAGUGUGGGUAAGCGUUGACACAGGCAUGCACUCAGUUACUACCGGGUCUGAUUGGUCAGUUCAUGGUGCAACACCGUAGAGCUGCAUUCAACUGCAUGUGAAGCCGAAUUUAGAUUCAGUUCAAAACGUCUUAACUCAGGAAUUUUUUAUUUGAAAUCAAGAUUCCAGAAUAUUGCUUUCGCUGAGCAGAAACUUCAUCAGGUUUGUUAUUAGUCUUUAGAUUGUGAGUACGUUUGUUGCCUCAAAGGAGCAAACAUAUACAUGUACACAUGCAUGUAUGACAGAUGAUGGACUGUACCGGGUGUCUUUAAAUUCUCUCACCGUAAAUAAUGUUGCCACUGACAAUUGUAAACUGUUUCUCCCAGUUAAACGUAAUGAAUUGUGACUUGUGAAAAACUUUUGAUCUCACAAAACUGUAGGCCGUAUGCACCGGUGCAGUGCACAGGUAAGGUCUCAUAUUCUGUGUUUGUUGGACACGUUCCCGUGCUGUACAUGUAUUUUCUUUUCCACUUCCACAAGAGGCACUGGUAGUGCGUGAUCAUUUGCAUAUGCUGAAUAGUAUUCUUCUUAUUGGAUUGUUGAGCACAAUGUGCCAGGUGCACAGUGCUAUUUGUAAGCCAUUCUAGGGCCCCUGUUUUGUUUUUACACAAGUAUGUAUCGACAGUGUGUUCGAUUACUUCCCCUGCGCCAUUGCGACUGCGUUCGAUUUGACUUUCUUAUGAAUCCUCGCACUUACUUUGGCCUGGCCCAAUUGACCAGUGUGCCUCACCAGGAAGUAAAUGUAUUGGAUGUAUCCCAUGAUAUAAUCUGAAACAUGCAGGCCCAGUCGCAUGUUGCGAUGACAAUUAACAUUACCCAGAAACACAGUCAAACAAAGUGGCUAAUUUGUUUAGUUGAAAGAAAGGCAAGAAGUAUGUUUGCAUGUCUGCAGCUUUCAACCGGUUCAGAUUCAUUUUGCAAACUGUAAUGAGCGCACUGCCUCUUGACCUGGUCGGGGCACUUUGAAUAACCCAAGAUCUUUGCUGCAGUGGCUGCAGCAAAGAUUGUUGGACACGCUGCUAGAGAUGUAGAUGCAGUGUCUGGCUUUGUUACCUGUCCCUGCAAGCUUUGGGAACUAGUCUUUAUACCAGAAUGUGUACAGCAUGUCAGUAUCAAUCUUGAUUCUUUGUAAAAUAACAAAAUUGAGACACAUGCUUUUUCAACUAUAGAAAUGCUUGUCUUCCUCUCUUGAAUAACUUUACAGGUACCAAGUACAGUAUUUGUAACUUUUUUUUGGGUAGUUUUGUAUUUUGGCGUAUUGCGGGGAUUCACAAUUGUGGAGUAGUGUGGAAGAUGGUUUAGGAGCAAGGCUCAUAAGCGAAUGAAACCGCAGUACUGUUUUGCCGCUGCCAUUUUGAAUAUCUGUAAAACAAAUGGUACAUACAUGUAUAGCCUGCUGUCCAUAGAGGGAUCCCAAUACGAC